Molecule: messenger RNA, 6721 nt
Organism: Mya arenaria
Lineage: Eukaryota; Metazoa; Mollusca; Bivalvia; Myida; Myidae
Product: protein bicaudal C homolog 1-like
Exons: 21
Coding region: 23-3187 (1054 amino acids)
Cellular component (GO): cytoplasm
Molecular function (GO): protein binding; RNA binding
Source: RefSeq, a predicted model, not a curated record
UCAGACUGACAACAAGUAUGCAAUGGCUGACAGUUCUCAAAGUCGCCGAGUUGAAAUGAGAGACUCGGCUGUGUUAAGUGAAACAGGAUCGGAUAAAGGGGAGAACACACUACAAACCAAAGACAAUGUGCUUGACAAUGGAUAUGUUGAGGAAAGAUUUCGUGUCGACAGAAAAAAGUUGGAGCAAAUGCUUCAAGGAAAUUGGGAACGUCAAGAUGAAGCAGCAGAAGAUUUUUUCCAACGGAUAAUGGAUGAAACAAACACACAGAUCUCAUGGCCUUCCAAGCUAAAAAUUGGUGCUAAAUCAAAGAAAGACCCACACAUCAAGGUGAUAGGGCUGCCAGAUGACAUCCGGGUCGCAAAAGAUCUCAUCAUGUCUGUCCUAGAUACAAAGAGUAACAGAGCCACAUUAAAGAUGGACGUCUCAUACACAGAUCACUCACACGUGAUCGGGAAAGGGGGAAACAACAUCAAGCGGGUCAUGCAGGAGACUGGCUGUCAUGUGCACUUCCCCGACUCUAACAGGGGGAAUCACGUUCAGGAGAAAAGUAAUCAGGUGUCGAUUGCAGGCCAGCCUCAAGGUGUUGAAGCAGCCCGGGCAAAAAUCAGGGAGUUGCUACCCCUGGUGUUUAUGUUUGAGAUCCCUGUGACCCCAAUCCCCAUACAGCUCCCAGACCUGGGCUCUAGUACCCUUCAGCAGUUUCAGCAACAAUACAGCGUGAACAUCAGCUACCGACAACGACAGCGGGGCUACGGCACAACUGUGAUAGUGCGGGGCUCGGUCUACAACGAAAAACUUGUGAAGGAGGCCGCACUCAAAAUGAUAGAGGUUACGCUAGGAAAAUUGCCUACACCAUUGCCUGUCUCAAUGCAGCUAGAGAUUGCUCCCCAGCACCACUUGUUCAUCAUUGGCCGCGGUGGGAUGAAUAUCAAGCAGAUCAUGCAGGUGACAGGGGCGGUAAUCCAUUUUCCUGACCCCAACACGGUCGCCCCCCAGAGAAAGGGGCUCGUCUACAUUUCUGGGCCAAUAGAGAGUGUAUACCAAGCCCGUCAACAACUCAUUGGUUGUCUGCCCCUGGUGUUGAUGUUUGAUGUGAAGGAGGAGUUGGAAAUGGACCAGGGGCGUAUAGCACAGCUUAUGGAGCAUUUAGAUGUUUUUAUCAGCGUAAAACCUAAACCCAAACAACCAAGCAAAUCUGUGAUAGUAAAAAGCAUUGAACGGAACGCAUCCAACAUGUACCUGGCCCGGUUACUGUUGCUUGGCAUCGAGAAAGAGUUGCCACGGCAACAAGCUAAUGUCACUACUCAGGAUGGUAACAUCCAGAACAUCCUCAGUCUCAAUGCUUUAGGGUACUUCAGCCAGACAAUCCAGCCGACCUUACAGAUCAGCACCGCCAACCAGCAGCUGCUGCUGUUGAACACGACUGCCAAGUCACCGCCCAGCACGCCCCACAGCCAGCUGGUCCUGGUCAAUGGGCAGAAAUCACCCCCCUCUGCCCAGACCCCCGCCCAAACCCACGGAGCCCAGGUGGUGCUUAUGAACGGACAGAAGACACCCCCACGGGCGACCCCCUCUACUCUUAGUCCCCCGAGCCCACAGAGCCCCAAAGCACCUAGUCCAACCACCCACAUCAUCAACCCCCCACCAGGUAUAUAUGGCCCAGCAGUGAUGGUGGUGCCGCAGGUGUCUGCCCAAAGUGUGGCUGACCUGAUGGCCCAAUGCUCUGUGUCUAAUGUGUCAAGCAUGGCCCCUUGUGUCCCCAGCCCCCAGGAGAAGAGGUCUCCCGUCCCCACCUACCAGACCGCUGGACAGAAUCUCACCACUCGGCAUGAUUAUGUAGUAAGUAGAAGCCAAAGUGAAGCAAACAGUCCGUGUAGGAGCCCAUGUGAGAGCCCCCACCCACUCAGGCAAAACUCCAGUGCAGUUGAUUUAGCUGGCCUAUCAACAUCUGGCAGUUUUGUCUCUCACCCCAAAAUGCCCCUGGAGGGGAGCGGCUCGCCCAUGGACCUGUUUGGCCUCACCAAACCCAGGCCACAUGGGCUAAGCAGUAGUGCCCACACACAUGACUUGCUGGGGCUGAGCAAGACCACUGAUUCCCCCCUAGGUGUGGAUAAACUGCACUACAACAUGGGAGGUGGAGGGUCGCUACAUGGGAGUUUGAGCCACACUUCGCUACAUGCGAGUCUCAACAGCAGUCUGAUGCAUGCAGCGAUGAACGGGGAAUCCAUGAGAGGAAGUCUGCAUGGGAGUUUGAAUGCUAGCUCCCUCCAUGCCAGUCUCAACAAUGGAAGUCUUCAUGGCAGUCUCAAUAAUGGAAGUCUUCAUGGCAGUCUCAAUCUGAACAAUGGAGGUCUCCAUGGCAGUCUCAAUAAUGGCUCCAUGCAUGGAAGUCUCAACAAUGGCUCUCUGCAUGGAAAUCUGAACCGGAAUUCUCUUGUUAAUGGUAUGGAUGGUGACUUGCGAGCACCUGGUAUUGAGAGGCAGGUGAACCAGUCGGGUCUGUACCAGGACGCCUUCCAAACAUUCGGCGGAGAUUAUGAGGAGAAGAAACUCAUGGCAAACAAAGCGAUGCAGAAGAAGCCCAUUGGAGAGAUGUCACGCAUCCCGACGGAUUACUGGUCAGGCCUGAUGUUCUCCAAGUCAAUGCCAACACAGGCCAUGAGGGAAUUUGCAGCCAUGAAGCAGAGAUAUGAGUCACCCAUGGCUACUACUUAUGAGAACCCAGCGGAUGAAAUAUCGGAGCUGGAGAGCCACCCCUGGCAGACUGACCGGUCAUCCAUGUACAGUCGACCUGUGGACCCGGCCCCAGGCGAAUAUCCAAGUCCUAGGAAAAAAUGGCCAGAGUAUGGUCUGAGUGCAAGUAACCACAUUGACGGUGCUCUGGUACCCAGCAAGUCAUACUGGUCCCCAAAACUUGACCUAGCUGAGCUUUUCAUCAAGCUAGGUCUUGGCAAAUACACGGACCUCUUCCAACAACAGGAGAUUGACCUGCCGACAUUCCUCACACUGACCGACCAUGACCUACGAGAACUAGGAAUCUCAACAUUCGGCGCCAGGAAAAAGAUGCUACUGGCUAUCGCAGAUCUGAACAAGAGGAGAAUGCUGGAAGAAUCCGACCCAUUUUCCCGUACAUCCCCAUCUCACGGAUCACAUCAAGAUAUGGUUAGCAUCUCUGGGAGAUGGUGAAAAGUGCCGAGUCAUCAGUGUAGUGCUUAGUCAUGCAUGACAUUUUGUUAAUUUGAAUUAUUUUUAAUUUUUGUUUAAAUGGUAAGAAUUUGUGUUGAAAAGUCAAUGGCCAUAAAUUUAACACUGUGUGUCUUUUACACAGUAUAGAAUGUGCUUAUGUAAGUUCAACAAACCAUUUUAGAAAUUGCAGAUCUGAAUGAACAGACAUUAAAACAGUGUAAAAUGAGCAUAAUUGUGAUAAACUUAUUGAAAAUAUUGUGAAAUGCUCUCAACCAAAGGCAGUCAUUAUUAAAAAUUUAUAUAACUUACCGGUAAAAUGUUUUUGUUGGUAAAUGAAAUUAUAUACAAUACCAAUGAAUCAGAAUAAACCUAAACUCGGGUCUUUAUAUUUUCAGUUAUAUUUUUAUAUUACAUUGAGAAAUGUUCAAACAAAAAGGUUUAACCUAGGAGAUCUGUUGUUCAAUUGCUCUGAUUUUUCAAAUCAAAUGAAAGAAAUUGCAACAAUACAUUAAACAGAAACCUUGGCUAAGAAUUUAAUAUUGUGUCUAGUCAUGUUGUAGUUUAUUUCAGUAAUCAGAUGAAAAUGAUGCCAACGAUAAAUGAAUUAACUUUAUGGCUGAAUUCAUAGCAAUAAAGUUUAUCUUAAAUGCAGAAGAUUUAAUAUUUUUAUAUAUCUUGCUUAGGAUCAGGUCUGAUAUUGUUAAAGCUUACUUAAGAUCAGAUUUUUUUUUGUAAAUUGUGACUAUGCAAAUUGUGAUCUGCUGAAUUUUGUUAACAUCAAGUUAUUUGUUGUUGUCUGUUGUUUUUCUUUCAUGAAUUUGAGUCCUUUAUUGGAGCAAAGUUUAAUUUUAAUUUAAGUAAGUUUUGAAGAUACUUGCAUUUUAGUUGGAUAAACUAUUUUAAGUGCUUGAUUGUUGUAGCAAUUUGAACAAAGCAAAACCUUAUCUGUUAUUGUGUCAAUGAACUUCAGAAUAUUUCAUUUAAAUGCAGGUAUUUUACAAACUUACCGAAGAAUCAUGUUUUCAUUUUGUGAUUGUCCCUUGACAAAAAUCUUGGUCAUCAAACAGCCAUGUGUAGACCAUAAACUAAGUAGCAUUACCAUAGUUACCAUUCAAGUUUAUUGUAGGUUGUGAUUGUGUUAUCAUUUUGUAUAUUGCUUCAUUUCUUUUUAUUUAUUGUUUUGUUUUAUGAUUUAAGGUCAUAUUCCUAUGGCAAAUGGUGCUCACUACAGGAUAAGGCUGACGUUGUCACGUUAAAAUCCUUAUUUCAAUGAGGUUUUUGUUUUUAUUUAACACUGCUUGGUUAGUUAGAAAUCAACAGAACUUAGCGAAACUUUACUGAGUACUUUAUUUGUCCAAUUUGUAUUGAGUUUUGAAGUUGAUAAAACUAGCUCACAUAUUUUGUUGUGAUCUUGAUGUUACACAAUGUCGACAAUAAGUAUUGACCUGAAAGUAAUAACUACGUAAUACAUUACAGUGUCAGUAAUAUAUCAAGCAAUUACAAUGAAGCCAGAUUUUUCAUCGCAAAUGCCGGGUUAUAGAUUGCGAAAAUAGUUUUUUAUGUCAUUUGUAAUUUUGAAUCAACCUUUUUUUAGUCGUAAAUGCAACAUUUAUAUUUAAUAGAUGUUCAUGAGCUUUGGUCUGAAUAUUUCUCAGCAUGAUCUUUAAGAUCAAUGUGAAAAUGGGUCAGCAGCAUUACCGGUAUACUUGUUCCUAUAAACAUUCAUUUCUGCUGCAAUGUCGCUUCUGUCAAAAUGAAGAUCUGGCUCUGAUGUGGUUUCCACAUUAUCCCCUUGUUAUGUCUUAAUAAAGAUGCCAUAGUAACUUUGUGCUAUGCUUUAAACUCUUAUAUACGUGAAUGAUGUAUAAUACUUUACUAUUGCCAAAAUAACCUUUUGCUUAUAUCAUAAAUGUCUUAUCUAUUGUGAAUGCAGGAUUUUAAAUCCGUCCAGUCUUUGUGAUACUGUAUAUAACCCUCAUGGCAUACAUAUACUGAUUUACAUCUAUGGAGUGGUUAUGUCAAUAUUUUGGUAGCAUGGUAAAUGAAGCCAUAAUAAUUAUGAGUUGUGAUAUUUUUGAUACAUUGUUCUCAUUUGUUUUUGAAAAUAUGUAUAUAACUUCUUAUGAUUUACUUAUAUUUAAUGGAGUUUGGAAGUUAAUGUUUUGAAUAUUGACUGUUGCAUAUUAAUAAGGAGAAGUGAAAGUUAAUUAGAAAAGCCGAAGCUUUCUAAUAUUAAUUUCGAUACAAAACCAUUUUAAGGCAUUUUAGUUUUAAAUGCUUUUGCUUUUCAUACAAUUGGAACAUAUGCUAGUUUAUUUGUUAUAUUUCAGUUCAGCAAAACAGUUAAGUAACCAGAAAUAAAUGGUGUAAUUUGCAAUUUUUUGUAUAUAAUAGAAGAAUAUUUUUCCUGCUCUCAUUUUAGUUUCUUUGUUAUUUGUAAAUGUAGAAUUUGUAUGUUUAUGGUCUACACAUGUGCUAAGAGCCCUUUUAGAACAUUAACACUUCCAAUAUGUGUCAUAUAACAAGAUUUCUGAUUGAAAGUGGAUUUUAUGAGUUCAGUUUAUGCUGUCUAAAAUUUAUUUUUCUAAAUGAGGAAUCCAGCUUUAGGCUAAAAUUCUUGUGACAUGACACAUAUACAGAUAUACAGUGUUUACGGUUUAGAAGGAUGAAUAUUUCUCGCAAAAAGAGCCAACACAGAUUUGCCGCUUGUACAUAUCCCAAACACAGGCAGGCUGUCAAGAUGGACCCACUGCUGAUUGGUCACUAUUUUCAGACAGAAUUGUCAUUGGUUAGAUUUUUAAUAUUAAAUCUUAUCUCUUACAAAACAAAUAAUUUUAAGGAUCUUCUGCAUUAUCUGUUUCGUCAAUAAUAUUUGCAUCUUUUAAAACAUGCAACACCUUGUUAUAAGUUUUAUUUCAAAGGAAAGUAUUUCUCCUAAGAACAUCUGAACAUUGCCAAUAUUGAGCAUUGUAUUCCAAGCAUAUUUUGAAUGACAAUAAACUGUCCUGUCAGCGGUAGGUCCAAAGUAGCCCAUGAUCAAAACUAUCAGAAGGGACACCCAUCUCCCCAUCAUGUCUGUAUAUAGCAAUAUUUGAAUCACUGUUGAUUGAUCAAAGUGUAUCCACGUUGUUAUCAAUUGUUGAAGAGUUAUCCAGUUAAUAAUUUAUGUCGGUAUUGUUUAUUAUAUGUUUAUAUACUUGUUGCUUUAUAAAGAUAUUUUUGAAGAAUGGCUUACAGUGCAUAUUUGUACUAUACGUGUCUAUAUACAUGUACACAAACAUAGUAAUUUGUACUUGUAUCUCGUAUAUUCCGUCCAUGACUUUUACACAAGUUUUACACUUUUUUUGUGAUUUACAUCAUUUUUGGAGUUUUAUUAAGAUUAUAGAAAAAAGUUAUGCAAAUAGCUGAAUUGUUACAGCACUAAAGAAAGUCAUAUUAAAAUAUUUGACAUGAAGGGAAAUCAUUGAUACGAUUUCAAAUGAUAUCACUGACUGUAUAUUAUUUUGCUUGAAUGAAAUAAACAUUUUAAAUAUA